Messenger RNA from Diospyros lotus (date-plum), 1683 nucleotides. Its product is annotated as nascent polypeptide-associated complex subunit alpha-like protein 2. Bases 25 to 813 code for a protein of 262 amino acids. Gene Ontology annotation, cellular component: cytoplasm; nascent polypeptide-associated complex. The transcript has 5 exons. Lineage: Eukaryota; Viridiplantae; Streptophyta; Magnoliopsida; Ericales; Ebenaceae. Gene Ontology annotation, biological process: protein targeting to membrane. The record is from RefSeq and is a predicted model, not a curated record.
UGGGCCCUGGGGAUCUGAUAGGGCAUGUUAAUGGGUGGAACCCUAACUGUGGAGGCCCAUAAUGGGUGGAGCCCUAACUGUGCUUGCUUUUAUCCAUUUCUCCACUCUUCGGCAAAGUUUAUCCUCUUGCCCACCGUCCUGCUUCUCUCUGGAUUGGUCAAUAGAGUGCUUUUAUUAAACAUGCCGGAAACUACCACUGUUGCGGCCGCUGAUGAAACCCAGGACAAGCUUGAGGAGAUCGACGAGCCCGUGGUCGAGGACGUGAAAGAAGAAGACGACCACGAGGAUGACGCUGAAGACUCGGACGACGAAGACGACGAUGACAAGGAAGAUGCUGCUCAAGGUGCAAAUGAAAGUUCAAAACAGAGUAGAAGUGAAAAGAAAAGUCGCAAAGCUAUGCUGAAGCUGAACAUGAAACCUAUUACUGGUGUUAGCAGAGUCACCAUUAAGAGAACCAAAAAUAUUUUGUUUUUUAUCAACAAACCUGAUGUCUUCAAAAGUCCGAACUCUGAGACCUAUGUCAUCUUUGGAGAAGCAAAGAUUGAGGACUUGAGCUCGCAGCUGCAGACACAAGCUGCCCAGCAGUUCAGGAUGCCGGAUGUGGGGUCUGUGGUGGCAAAACCAGAUACUUCCGCUACACCGUCUGCAGCACAGGCAGACGAUGAAGAGGAAGAGAUUGAUGAAACAGGAGUGGAGCCUCGUGACAUUGAUUUGGUGAUGACGCAGGCAGGUGUAUCUAAGAGCAAAGCAGUGAAGGCUCUCAAGACUCAUGAGGGAGACAUUGUUAGUGCUAUCAUGGAGCUCACCACCUAAGUAGGCUGUAUGUUCUACCUUUGGAUGACUUGCUAUAUUGGUACUUGAAAAUGCUGUUCAAGCCCCCCCUAUAUGCUAUGUGUUGAUCUCCAACAGUUGGAUUGAAUCUCCCCAUCAGUUCCUGUGAAAACCCCGAUGCGACAGCACGUCUGCAUGGUAACUCGGGUCCAACAGGGCCGGGCUAAUGAUCAUUUGAAGCCCCAGGGGACCUCUCGGACACUGCUGCUUCAACUGGAGUGUAAACAGGUUAUUGUUGAAUGGAACUUUUUGCUGCUGUGUAUAUAGAACAGUAGUAGUUGAAGCAGCUUCACAUGUCAUGUUACCCAGAAGUGCAACCAUUUCUUGCGGAUUUAGGCCUUUGCAGCGAAGGUCUGGCGACUCUGGCCCGAGUGAUCUGAUCUAGGUUAUUGGAGGGAGCAGGUAUUUGGUGGUCUCCAAAGCGCUCAAAACCCUUCCGGCAGGACCCUCCCACGGGAAACCCCUCGUCCGAAUACCACCCAACAAAGCCAUUGUUCAGAUCAAACAUCAAAGAGGGUAAAGCCAUGCCUUCUUGUUUUGUGGUUGACUGCAUAGAGGAAGAAGGAAGAAGAUGACAAAAUGGAAAAUGCGUGCGAUUUGGUUACAAUUUCGACAGAAUCUCUUGCGGCAAAGGCGAAGAGACCAUGACUGGCGUCCGAUGGCAACACUUUGUAAUGAAAAUUUUUCUGCAGAAGCAGCAACAGGUUGCGGCCUUGCGGGUAUGAAUGGAGUUGGAAGUUGAUUAUCACCACUUUAACACUUUUUUACUUGCUUCUAUGACUUAACCUUUCUUCCAACCACUUAUAAGAAUACUUUCUAUAGAAAUUUAGAUAAUUUUACACUGGUAGUAUC